Messenger RNA from Coniophora puteana RWD-64-598 SS2, 1715 nucleotides. Its product is annotated as DUF1613-domain-containing protein. Lineage: Eukaryota; Fungi; Basidiomycota; Agaricomycetes; Boletales; Coniophoraceae. The coding region runs from base 39 to 1715 and encodes 558 amino acids. Gene Ontology annotation, biological process: tRNA methylation. Gene Ontology annotation, molecular function: tRNA (uridine) methyltransferase activity. The transcript is spliced from 5 exons. The record is from RefSeq and is a predicted model, not a curated record.
CAAACCGCCACGUAUGUUGAGAGCACCUCAAGCCCAGCAUGGAUCCCGAUGAUCAGCUGUUCGGCAGACUUCCCCGUGGAACUCCGAUUUCACAGCUCGUGCAUCACCCCGAGUACAACUCGACUCUCAUUCUCCGCUCCGAGACCGUGUCUGAGAGCACGCCUGGCGAUGCGUCUUUUCCUUCGUUUGAGUUCGUUCUACCUUUGGACGGGCUGCGAGCGGUGCGGAAUGUGCAUAGAAGGCUGCUGCCGCGGAGACCUGGGAGAGACAAGGGGCUCGAACAGCAUUGUACGCUGUAUGCAUUCGACAAUGACCAGAGGGAGGAAGGGAUCGAAGGUGUACCAUGUGCGCUGGUGCUUUCGCCGAUCGUCAAGCCUGGAGAGGAACUUCCCUACUACCAUCCGACCGUAUCACACCUCGCAUUCCGUUUCGUCCCUAACUCAUCGCAAUCCCCCUCAGAGCAUCCACAUGACGCAUCCAGUGAAUCAAUGACACCACCUCCCGAGCCACCUAUAUCGCCCGAAGCGACUCUACGCAUCGACGUCCUCCCCUUACCAGGAACGCCUAGGGACCCAAACUCGCGGCUCUACCGCACGUGCCUCGCGCUUCUCGAGACGCUGCAUAGGUACGGCUGGGGUGCGCUCACAUCGUACAAAAAGCGCGUGCGGCACGACGUACUUGUUCCGCGCGAGACGUACCAGGACGCGUAUCUCGCGCUGAGAACACGACACGCGCAUCUCGUGGGUGAGUGGAGGGAGGCGACGGAUCCGCUGAAACACGUCUUUGAGGACAUUGGCAUCGCGACGUUCCUCAUGCUCCUCUGGAAGGGCACGUUUCAAGAUCAUUCUUCGUCGCCUUCUGGUGCCAAGCCUGCCUCUCCGCCGCCGCCGCCGCCUGAUGCUGUGGCGCCGUGGAGAAGCUGGCCUCGGCCUCCGGGAGGUUUCGUGGACCUCGGCUGCGGCAAUGGCCUCCUCACGCACAUCCUCACGUCGGAAUCUUACACCGGGGUCGGGGUCGACCUCCGCGCGCGCACGUCAUGGGAACAUUACCCGCCAUCCACACGCGCCCAGCUCCGCGUGCGCGCGCUCGAUCCCACAGCUUACCUCCGUCGUUCCUCGGACUCGGACUUGGACCCGUCUGAUCGCAACAAUGCAGAGGAGACGCGGAGGCUGCUUCCCGAAGGCGCAUUCCUGAUAGGCAACCACGCCGACGAGCUCACGCCGUGGCUGCCCGUGCUCGCCACGCUCUCCGGCGCGUCGGGGUACGCCUCGAUCCCGUGCUGCGCGUGGACGUUCGACGUGCGCUUCUCGCGCGGUGCUUCUGCGAAUCGCUUCGCUCCCGAGGUGGACGAGCGCGAGGUGGACGAGGAGUGCGCGCAUCCUGAUGCGGUUGUUCUUCCACCCGGAGAGCAGGAUAGGGCGAUGGACUUCGUGGAGAAGCUGAACUUGGGCGGAGAUGGGAGCACGAGCAGCUCGUACUCUGCGUAUCGCGUCUGGUUGGCGCGGCUGAGCGUGUGGCUCGGCUGGGCAGUUGAAUGUGAGAUAUUAAGGAUACCAAGUACGAGGAACUGGGCGUUGAUAGGGAGACGAAGGAUACGAAGAGAGGACAGGGACGAAAGUGUGUACCGCGCACGAGCGCUCGCCAUUAUCGAGGGUGUAGUGCAGAGAGGUACAUUCAAGACGCGAAAGCCAGAAGGAAAGGCUGGUGACCACUGA